Messenger RNA from Polypterus senegalus (gray bichir), 2528 nucleotides. RefSeq names its product tapasin-related protein-like. The transcript has 6 exons. Lineage: Eukaryota; Metazoa; Chordata; Cladistia; Polypteriformes; Polypteridae. Bases 88 to 1095 code for a protein of 335 amino acids. The record is from RefSeq and is a predicted model, not a curated record.
UUAAGCUCACGGUAAGGAUGUGAAAAAGUGAAGUUUAUGCGUUUCACUUUUCUUCGGGUUUGUUUGCAUGAAAUGUUGUAACUAAUAAUGCAGUGGCUUAAAAUCAAGCUACUGGUUGCAUGUGUUACAGGUUUCACCCUGAGCUCUGCAGUUCAUUUCUUUAUUUUCCCACCAUCUCUAACUGCUCUGGUUGGCCAGAUGGUUCAGUUCAAUUGUAUAUUGGAAGAUGGACAAAGCUGCCCAACUCCCCAAUUACUUUGGCGCCACAGACAUUCAUUUCCAAAUGGCACUGAAGGAAAUGAAAGAGAUAUUAGGACUGAAAAUCAGUACUCUAUUUUAAAUAAUCUGUCGGCUAGCAUUCUGAAAAUUACAGCGGUGAAGCCCUCUGAUGCUGGACACUUCAUCUGUUCUGGGAUUUGUAUUGGAACAGGACUUGUGAAAUUACGAAAUGAGUCCUACCUCACUGUCAAAGCCAUUCCUAAGGUCAAGAUUUUUCCUCCAUUGCCAGCUAAUGAUCUGCAGAUAAAGACUUUCAUAUGCAGUGCUGUGGGUUUUUACCCUCCUAAUAUUACCAUCUUUUGGGAACAUUCUCCAUCUGUCAAGUCUACCUUGAUCAAGGAAGAAAAUCACACAGUCCUUCCAGAUGGCACCUAUAGCACCAAGUCCUCCCUUGAGAUCAGAUCCACAUUGUGGAGUUCAAGGAUGGAGAUCACGUGUGUGGUGAACCACAGCUCUCUAACACAGCCACUUAGAGAAAGCAUUAAAGUAGAUGAGGUGGAUUCAUGGUAUUGGUAUUGGUAUCUGCUUUUACUUCUUAUCAUUCCCCUUCUUAUUUUACCAUUUCUGCUGGUGAAAAUCUAUAAGGCAUGUCAGAAAAGAGGAGAAGUGCAGCUCAAUGACCAUGCAAAGGACAAACAGGAGGAUCAAUUAUGGUAUGCUUCAGUACAACCAGCGAGACAAAUGACGCAAGACAUGGAAGAUGGGUUUUCUGCACAUAGCACAGUCAGACCAUCAACUGUAAAGAGGCGAGAACCACCUUCAGACAACUGUGAGGAAACUGUGAGCUAUGCCACCUUAGCCUUCAGACACUCAUAAGACACUCAACCAUUGUAAAUGGAGAUGACGAGAGAAGUGAGAAGAUUAGUCUACCGUUUGAUAUGACAUGAUAUAACAUCUGGAUCCUCUACUGGUGACUCUUCGUUAGUAGCUAAUAAAUUCAUGCUAAUAUUGUAUCUACUUUCAUCUGCAUUAUGUUAGUCAAUAAAGAUGUGAGAAAAUUACUCAGUCCUUUAUGGUCCUUAAGAAGUCUGUUAGAUCACUCUUCUCUGGUCUUAUGUACUCUACAAACUGCCCGGUAAAACAUACUGUAUGCUUAUUUUAAAACUUUUAUACUAAAUUAAGUCCAAACUUACCUUUUUUUAAAUAUUUAACUUAGAUUAGAUCUAAGAUUGUUUAACAGAGAUGGAAAAAAAAGGUUAUCUUGUAUAGGCUUACCUUGGCACCUGGCAAUCAUGCAGAAACCAAGUAAAUGAACAGAAUGCUAAGAGACAGUGAAAAAAAAUAAAAAUUAAAGUAAAUUAAAGAGGAGAGAAACCUAUUAAGUCAUUUUAAUUUGUAGUGCUGAUUACCACCAACCUACUUCACAUAUUAAUUUAUUAAAUGCCGUAGUAGAAUUGAGUGGACGGGUGAAUUACGUAAGCAUUCAAAGUCAUAAAGUAAGUCAACCAUCUUUUGCAGGAAGGAAGUUGGCCAAUUCUUUUGUCUAAAAUAACGUUUGUAAUACUCUGUUUCCAUGACCAAAGAUGCCACAAGAAGGUGCCAGGCACAUUUAAGAUACAUAGAUGGCAAAGCAAGUCUGAAGUCAGACUGAUUAAGUGGAGCUUGGAGGUGUGUUGGAUAUUAUCUAAGUAUAAUUUUGACCUGAACUUGCGUCAUGCAGUUCAUGGAUAGCUUUAAUGUUAAAACUGGUAAAUGUUCUCUGAGUUUUUCUUUUCUCUUAGAUUGUCAUCUCGCAUCAUUUAACCUUCAGUGUGCAAAUAAUUUUAAUCUGCAGUUCACUCCAUUCUAAACUUGAUAAGCACAUUAUCUGGAAUCCACACUCUUCACUUAGUUUUAUACAUGCCAAGUGAAUUGCGUCUGAUUCAGGAUACAUUUUCAUUUGAAACUUUUCUUAUACCUAUUUAAUGUAAUAGCUGCACAGCCAUUUUUGUUAGAACUCCAUAAAACUACUUCUUUUAUUCACAUACUGUUUUACUUUUCUUUAAUGAUAGCAACCAACUCAUGUAAGAUUAAUCAGCUAAUCAACUUUCUGUUGUGGGGGCCAAUUUUGAUGCGAGCUUUGUUUCCACAACAGUCACUUCCUCUGUGGCGUUUCAUUUUCUAGUUCAUCUUACUGCUGAUAGAGCUGGAUUUCUUUUAAUUAUUUUGCAAUUCACAUGCUUUGUUGCUUAAUAACUAAACAGGUACAUUGUGUAGGCCGGCUAUGAUUGUGUCAUUGCUGUCUAAUCAAAUUUUAACAUUUUAAUAGA